CCGAUUGGCUGAAUGGAGGGGGACGGAAGUCGGGCCGGGGGCGGCUGCCCGGCGGGGGAUGUGGUGGAGAGCAGGGAUGGCAGCGGGCGAAGGGCUGGGCCGGGCGCUCCGGGCGGUAACGGAGCGGAUGCAGCAGGCGGUGGCCAGGCGGCCCCAGGGUCUCCCUGCUGUACAGCCUCGACUCGUGGCUGUGAGUAAAACCAAACCUGCAGACAUGGUUAUAGAGGCCUACAAUCAAGGGCAACGCAGUUUUGGAGAAAACUAUGUUCAAGAGUUGCUAGAAAAGGCAUCAGACUCCAAAAUUCUGUCUUCGUGUCCAGAGAUUAAAUGGCAUUUUAUAGGCCAUCUGCAGAGGAAUAAUGUCAACAAACUGAUUGCUGUCCCCAAUCUGUUUAUGGUGGAAACGGUGGAUUCUGUGAAACUGGCAGACAAAGUCAACAGCUCGUGGCAGAAAAAAGGCUCACCGCAGGGGUUAAAAAUCAUGGUGCAAGUUAAGACAAGUGGAGAAGAUAGUAAGCAUGGUCUCCCACCUGGAGAAAUAGUGGGAACAGUGGAGCAUAUAAUCAAGGAGUGUCCAAGCCUGGAGUUUGUGGGUCUGAUGACAAUUGGCAGCUUUGGACAUGACCUUAGUAAGGGACCAAAUCCUGACUUCCAGGUGUUGAUAUCCUUGCGACAGGAGGUAUGCGAAAAGCUAAAUAUCCCCAUUGAGAAAGUUGAGCUGAGUAUGGGCAUGUCCACAGACUAUCAGCAUGCAAUUGAGGUUGGAUCCACAAACGUCCGGAUUGGAAACAUUAUUUUUGGAGAGCGGGACUACUCCAACAAACCAGCCAACGCCAGUGACGCUAAAAGCAAAGUGGAGUCCUUGGCUGUGCAAGAGCACUAAAUGGAAAGAGGAAAGAUGCUCUAAACUACAGGACACCAGGGAGACUUAACUAUGCACUUUCACCUCCUUCUGUAGUGACAGCUUGUCAUGCUAGCAAGGGGAAAUACCUGGUAAUAGACCAGAGGUCUCAGAACCUAUAACGAUUAUUGUAUGAGAGUAGAAACUGGAAUUUUUUUUUUUAACCCACCACUAACAAGAAAACUUGUGGUUGAAAAUGACUUCAGUAUCUUAGCUACUUUUAAGAACAAUCACUCUUGGAUAACUAUAUUGGAUAAACUGAUUAAGCACUAGAAUUGAGUUAUUAACAAGCAAGAAGCAUCUCCAGCAGUCUGUGAUUAUAUUUUUAAUAUGAGGCGUGGUUUACCUGACGGAGAACUAACUUCUGGUUAGCCAGUUUUAAUUUUGUCAGAGGCAUCUCUAAAUACCCAGUCAUCUCGAGUGAGAAGGUAUGUGGCUCAAUAGCUACCGUAUGCCUAGGUAGAAGUUACUUUGUAGACACACAUCGAUAACACUUAACAGUAUUGACACUGAAGAGAAUAUAUCCGUUCUAAUAACGAACAGAUGAGUGAAUAAAGAACACAGUUGCUAGUGCAAGUCAAUGGCACGCUGCUUUUGGCACAUAAAUUGGAAGGUGCGAGUGUGCUGGCUGACCAGAGGUUGUAUUUGUCCUCUUCAGACUGGCAUUGCUAACUCUUACCACUGGUGACAUAUCUCCUCCUGUCUUUGUAGGCGGCUUUUAAGCCUUUAAUCUUUUCCCCUCGUAAAGUGUUGAGUUAUUUACGUACUACCCGAUAAGUCCGGUUGCAGUGUGCUCUACUGGCUAGAGCAGGGAACUGUGUGUCUCAGACUCCUGGCUCUGCCAUUGGCUUGCUAUGUGAUCUUAGGCAAGCCACUUAACCACUCUGUGCCUCAGUUUCCCCAUCUGUCAAAUGGGGAUAAUAAUACUGACCUACCUCACAUGGAGGAUUGUGAGGCUUGCUUGUUUGUAAUGUGUUUGAAACCCUCGGAGGAAAGGUGCUGCAGAAAUGCGAAGUAUUAUUACCCCAUUACGUCCAGAUGUACAUGAAAUCAGUUGUAUUGCCACUGCACAGAUGCUGUAAUAUAGUUCCCAAAUCUUUAAAUUCACUUAUUCAUUGGCCCUGACCUCUGCUCUUUCUAAAAGUGAGAAGGGGGAAGCUCUUCCAUCACAGUAGCUGUUUCAUCCAGGCUUGCAGCACAUAGUUUCACUGACAGUGUUUACAGCAGAUCUGUUUUGUAACUCGCAUUUUGACAGUCGGCUUCAGGGUCUUGUCUGUUGCAAGAAUGAGGAGACCUUAGUCACCAGUAGCAAUACCUGCUUUUCAUGGCAAAAGGCUUCUCUCUGUGUGCGCGUGUUUGGUUAAAUCAGCCGUGGGUUUUAUCUUCUAAAUGUAACUGAAAAGAACACACUCUUGGAUCAGCCUGUCAUGUUACAUAGCUUCAACACUGCAUGCAGUCUGAACGGCCCUCGUCAGAGCUGCAAAGGGUGGUGUUUGAUCUAGUAUGUUAAUAAAACCGUUGUGAAUUUGAAUACCAUCUGUGCCAAUGACAAAGCUAUUAAAGAUGUUAUUUUUA
Chrysemys picta bellii (western painted turtle) is the source of this 2476-nucleotide messenger RNA. RefSeq names its product pyridoxal phosphate binding protein (gene PLPBP). The record is from RefSeq and is a predicted model, not a curated record. Gene Ontology annotation, cellular component: intracellular anatomical structure. Gene Ontology annotation, molecular function: pyridoxal phosphate binding. NCBI's taxonomy places the organism in Eukaryota, Metazoa, Chordata, Testudines, Emydidae.